GUGGCCGCGGCAGCAGCCCCGAAGGCUGGGUCCGCGCAGGUAAGGGGCUCGCGCCUGCCUUUCUGCAGCUCCCGGGACGCGGCCUCUGACGGGGAAGCCGCGCGGGCGAGCGGGGCACCCGGGCUGCUCCUUGCUCUUGCGAGGAGGGCAGAGGUGUCCGCUGCCAACAGAACCCGGGAUCCUGAGCGGCCGGGAAGGGAAGCCAGUGGAGCUGCCGGUUCGGGAGUCAGAAAGGAGUCACUGAAGUGUCCCGCAGAGACGCAUUCUUCCUCAGAGGGACUGCCUGAGUCUUCAUGCAGCCAUGGAUCCGGAUAAACCAUCUGUCUGGGGCUCAUUAAAGCAGCGGACCAGGCCUUUGUUGAUCAACCUGAGCAAGAGGAAGCUGAAGAAGACCUCGAGCAAAACCCUGGAAUUACGGGCCCAGCAUCACCUGGACCGCCGCCUGAGCCUGUCCGUCCCGGACCUCCUGGAGGCUGAGGCCCUGGCCUCCGAGGGGCGGCCUUACUGCGGCCCCCAGUCAUCCUACACCUCGGUGCCCAGCAGCCUGUCGACGGCUGGCAUUGUUCCCAAGAGCAGCAGUAGCUCUUUGAAACAGUCUGAGGAAGAACUGGAUUGGAGUCAGGAAGAAGUGGGCCCCUUCCACAUGGAAACAGACUCUGAGGAGACCUUCACGUCUCCUGCCGAGGACAGGAGGGCUUCCAGCAACGGCACCUUGGGUCUGCUCCAGAAAACGCCCUCUGCAGAGGAUGCCUCUGAAGGGCCAGAGCUCUGUGGAAGUGGGGAUCUGAAUGCUGCUCUGACAUCUCAGCAUUUCAAAGAGCAAUCUGGUCUCAGGGAAGCUGGCGAUGGCUUGAGUAACCUGCCCAGCCCUUUUGCCUACCUCCUCACCAUCCACCUGAAGGAAGGUCGGAACCUGGUGGUCCGGGAUCGCUGUGGCACGAGUGAUCCCUAUGUGAAGUUUAAGCUGAAUGGGAAGACCCUGUACAAAAGUAAAGUCAUAUAUAAGAACUUGAACCCAGUUUGGGACGAGAUAGUCGUGUUGCCAAUACAAAGCCUUGAUCAAAAGCUGCGUGUGAAGGUAUAUGAUCGAGAUUUAACUAUAUCUGAUUUCAUGGGUUCUGCAUUUGUCAUUUUGAGCGAUCUUGAGCUUAACAGAACGACUGAGCAUAUCUUAAAAUUGGAAGAUCCAAACAGUUUAGAGGAUGACAUGGGAGUGAUCGUAUUAAAUUUGAACCUAGUAGUAAAACAGUGUGAUUUCAAGAGACACCGUUGGUCAAAUCGGAAGCGGUUAAGUGCCAGCAAGUCCUCUUUGAUACGCAACCUCCGGCUCUCAGAGUCCUUGAAAAAGAACCAACUCUGGAAUGGGAUUAUAAGUAUAACUUUGUUGGAAGGAAGGAAUGUCUCAGGCGGAAGCGUGGCAGAGAUGUUUGUCCAGUUAAAACUGGGAGAUCAGAGGUAUAAAAGUAAGACACUGUGUAAGAGUGCAAAUCCGCAGUGGCGGGAACAGUUUGACUUUCACUACUUCUCUGACAGGAUGGGCAUUUUGGACAUUGAAGUGUGGGGAAAGGACAGCAAAAAGCACGAGGAACGUUUGGGCACGUGUAAAGUGGAUAUCUCAGCCCUCCCACUCAAGCAAGCCAACUGCUUGGAGCUGCCAUUGGAAAGCUGCCAGGGGACCCUUCUGAUGCUGGUCACCCUCACGCCCUGUUCAGGGGUCUCAGUCUCAGAUCUGUGUGUGUGCCCCUUGGCAGACCCCAGCGAGAGAAAGCAGAUCGCCCAGCGCUUUUGCUUACAGAACUCCCUGAAAGAUAUGAAGGACGUCGGCAUUUUACAAGUGAAGGUUUUAAAGGCGGUAGAUCUCUUAGCAGCAGAUUUCUCAGGGAAGAGUGAUCCCUUUUGCUUGCUGGAGUUAGGAAAUGACCGACUUCAGACACAUACCAUAUACAAAAACCUCAACCCUGAGUGGAACAAAGUUUUUACAUUUCCCAUUAAAGAUAUCCAUGAUGUUUUGGAAGUGACAGUGUUUGAUGAAGACGGAGAUAAACCUCCUGAUUUUCUUGGAAAAGUUGCCAUUCCCUUGCUGUCAAUUCGAGAUGGACAAACAAACUGUUACGUGCUGAAGAAUAAAGAUUUAGAACAAGCUUUUAAAGGAGUUAUUUACUUGGAGAUGGACCUCAUAUAUAAUCCGAUCAAAGCAAGUAUUCGGACCUUUACUCCUAGAGAAAAGCGGUUUGUUGAAGAUGGCCGCAAGCUGUCCAAAAAGAUCUUAUCCAGAGAUGUAGACCGAGUGAAGAGACUCACCAUGGGUAUAUGGAAUACAAUACAGUUCCUUAAAAGCUGCUUCCAGUGGGAAUCCACGCUGAGAAGUACAGUAGCAUUCAUGGUGUUUCUAGUCGCUGUCUGGAAUUUCGAACUCUACAUGAUCCCUCUGGCUUUAUUGCUGCUCUUUGUCUACAAUUCCAUCGGACCCACGAGAGGGAAGGUGGGCAGCAUCCAGGACAGCCAGGAGAGCCCUGAUGUGGAUGAGGAGGACGAUGAAGAUGACAAGGAAUCUGAGAAAAAGGGCUUAAUUAAAAGAAUCUACAUGGUACAGGAUAUUGUCUCAACUGUUCAAAACAUCUUGGAGGAAUUAGCCUCUUUUGGAGAAAGAAUUAAAAACACAUUUAACUGGACGGUCCCAUUCCUCUCAUUCCUGGCCUGUUUGAUACUGGCAGUUGCCACCAUCACAUUGUAUUUCAUUCCACUCCGGUACAUCAUUUUAAUCUGGGGCAUAAACAAAUUCACUAAGAAGCUUCGAAACCCCUAUGCCAUUGACAAUAAUGAGCUUCUGGACUUCCUCUCCAGGGUACCAUCUGAUGUUCAAAAGGUGCAGUACGCGGAGUUGAAGCCGGGCAGUAGCCAGAGCCCUGUUCGGAAGAAGCGCAACGCGCUCUAGGACACACACGGACUCUGGACACCAGCAGCCGAUGGCGUGUUGGACUGAUGGGACUGGUGUUCUCUGUCGUUUGGUAGUAGCCGUGGUGUUUUUCUGAAACGCAUGCCAUGUCGAGCCCUGUCUUUAUCCUCCCUGUCUUCAUGGCAUAGAUGCACGUGCCCACGGGCACAUCUGUGUGCAGGGGAAAUCGACUUUGCAUCUGGAGUCAGCACCGCAAAAGGAAACACUCCAGAGACUAUAAAAGACUAACAUCCCUUCUUCCAACGGGAGACUAAAGUAAGCUUCCAGGGGUCUCAGCACCCUCCUUGAGAACAGCAGGGUGCCACUUGGAUGCGAGCAUGACUUUGAACUUGUUUUCACAUCUCUAACAGUUUCACAUCAAGAUUCAGUUACCUUCGCUCGCACCCCCACCCUCCUUUCAGACGAUUGCUUUUUUUUUUUUUCCCUCUGAGUUAACAAGUCCUUGAUAGCCACCAUCUACCCAAAUAAUGUAUAUUAUCAAUAAAUUUUUUAAAAUUAUUACCUGGAUCAUCCCAGUUCUUCGGGGAUCUUUCAGCCAUAACAACUGAAGACCUAGAUGUAAAAUUUCAGUAAGCUGCUUAGUGCUGGAUGCCAGCCUGCCUCCUGGUCCAUUGCUGGCAAUGGAUGCUCUAGAGUGUUCUGAGAGGUCAGUCGCCCAAAACGUGGAGUCAGUGAACAUAUUUGGGUGCUUCAAAUAGCCACUUCUUCUGAUGUUACUUUUUGCUUAUUUCCCAAAUGUAAUCUCAGUAAUAUAGCUUGAGAAAGAGGAGGGGGGGUGAAUGAGUAAAUUCUGAGAGUAUUUAGAAAGACAGACGGAGGAGCAGGGGACCAAUGAAUGCGGCUGCUUGUCUGAAUGUCAUAAUCCCUUCACUUGCCUGCACUUUUAGGAAAGUAAAAAUGGUGUAGCAAUCCACGUGGAUCUUUUGUUCCUAAGCAAAAUAAGCUAUACAUAAUAAAAACAUAUAACUCAGAACCCCAUUCCUAGAAAGGUACGAUCCCCAAAGUCUUUUUGAGUAUACACUUUACCAUUUCGCUGUAACCUCCUCCAAGUAAAUAUCCCAGUUUUUGUGCAUAUAUAAAAUGAAUGCAAAUAUCUUUCUGUUAAAAUGAUAUUUAAGUUGUGAAGACUAUAUUUUGUUGACACAUACUUUGUAUGUGCAGUUUUAUAUGUAUAUAUCUAUAAAUAUAUGUAUUGUAAAGAAAAAUUGAAGUAAAACGAUCUGAUUCA
This is a messenger RNA of Capra hircus (goat), 4184 nucleotides long. RefSeq names its product multiple C2 and transmembrane domain containing 2 (gene MCTP2). Gene Ontology annotation, biological process: regulation of neurotransmitter secretion. Bases 302 to 2935 code for a protein of 877 amino acids. Gene Ontology annotation, molecular function: calcium ion binding. The record is from RefSeq and is a predicted model, not a curated record. Gene Ontology annotation, cellular component: synaptic vesicle membrane. NCBI's taxonomy places the organism in Eukaryota, Metazoa, Chordata, Mammalia, Artiodactyla, Bovidae. The transcript is spliced from 23 exons.